This is a messenger RNA of Neoarius graeffei (lesser salmon catfish), 936 nucleotides long. RefSeq names its product purine nucleoside phosphorylase 4b (gene pnp4b). The record is from RefSeq and is a predicted model, not a curated record. Gene Ontology annotation, biological process: nucleoside metabolic process. The transcript has 6 exons. Bases 1 to 936 code for a protein of 311 amino acids. Lineage: Eukaryota; Metazoa; Chordata; Actinopteri; Siluriformes; Ariidae. Gene Ontology annotation, cellular component: cytoplasm. Gene Ontology annotation, molecular function: purine-nucleoside phosphorylase activity.
AUGGCCAUAGCACAGGGAAGUACUUAUUCCUCCACUAUUGUGUGUGGCUUUUUACACUGUGCCACUCGUUGCUGCUCAUUUGAUGAGUGUAAGCUAGCCACAGAGUGGCUACUGAGCAGGACUAGACACCGCCCAAAGAUAGCUGUAAUAUGUGGCUCUGAACUCAGCUUCCUUGCAGAGAGCGUCUCCAAUAAGCAGGCCUUUCGCUAUGAGGACAUCCCCAAUUUCCCUGUGAGCACAGUUCCUGGCCAUGAUGGACAGCUUGUGUUUGGACAUGUAAAUAAAAAGCCUUGUGUCUUCAUGCAGGGCAGGUUCCAUCUAUAUGAGGGUUAUUCAUUGUGCAAGGUCACAUUACCAGUGCGGAUUUUCAAGCUGAUGGGUGUGGAGAUGAUUAUAGUAAUAAAUGCAUCAGGAGCCCUCUGUCAGGACUUCAAAGUAGGCGAUAUAAUGAUCAUCAAGGACCAUAUUAACUUGCCAGGGUUUGCUGGACAACAUCCACUAUGUGGGCCCAAUGAUGAACGAUUUGGGAUCAGGUUCCCAUGCAUGUCUGAUGCAUAUAGUAAAGAGCUAAGAAAGUUGGCUCUGGACAUCAGCAGUGAGUUGGGCUAUUCUGAAUUUGUGCGGGAGGGAGUUUACUGUAUGGUCAGUGGACCCAACUUUGAAACUGUUGCUGAAGCACGGAUGCUGCAUAUUCUUGGAAGUGAUUCCGUAGGUAUGAGCACAAUCCCUGAGGUGACAGUGGCCAAACACUGUGGUUUGCAAGUCUUAGGCCUGUCUCUCAUUACCAACAAGGUACCCUUGGACUACAGCAAUGAGGAGAAGGUCAAUCAUGAGGAGGUGCUGCAGAUCAGCAAGUUGAGGGCUGAGAUGCUCCAGAAUGUGCUCAAAACCUUUAUUGCUUGCUCCCACCAAGUGGAGACCAUCAACAGCUGCUAA